Molecule: messenger RNA, 2883 nt
Organism: Xenia sp. Carnegie-2017
Lineage: Eukaryota; Metazoa; Cnidaria; Anthozoa; Malacalcyonacea; Xeniidae
Exons: 6
Coding region: 40-2385 (781 amino acids)
Molecular function (GO): RNA binding
Source: RefSeq, a predicted model, not a curated record
UAACGUGAUGUAAACAACUAUACAAAACAUACAGCAAACAUGGCAGGUCGAUGGCGAGUUUGGGACUCGUUGUACAUGGAAGAAGAGUUUUUAUGUAUAUCAAACAUUGAGGCAUCCCAUUCUAAUGAAACGGAUAUUUUGCCCGUCCCAGGAUGUAGAAGUAUACCUUCAAUUGACGUUUUUUCGUUCACCCUUCCGAAAGAGGCGUUGGACUUAGAACACGAUUCAUCUUCAUGGCGAACUCGUGGUCGUGGCAAGUCCCUUGCAGAUCGAGCACUUAGAUCACGAGAGCUGUGUCGUAGACCUGGCAAUGAGAUGAAAAACACAGCUGCAUCCGAAAAAUCACAAACUAGUGGGAAGCAUUUCAUGAAUUCGGAAUUAAAUUACGAUGAACUUUUCCCAUCUUUAAACGCGUCUAUUUCCAAAAAAACUGACAGAAAGCCUGCUGUUCGGAAAAAGACCGAACGUUGUCGAGGUAAAAAAAACAGUAGAACGGAAACUAGUGAUGAUUUGAAGAUAGGGGAUGCAGUUGAUCAACCAGAUAUACUUGAAAAGGUUAAUGAAUCGGAAAACUUCAUCAAGACGUCCAAUCAUUAUGUAAAAGGACUUUUGAAAAAACAUGAUGGCAUUAUGGCUGGUCGUGUUGACGAAGAAGAAAAAAUUAAUGAGGAGUAUUUGUCGGAAGAUGUUCAUAAUUAUGGAAAUACUGCAAGAAAGCAAUUUGAUGACGAGCGGAAAAAUUUUUUACCGGAACAAAAUGACGGCCUUCACGCAUUUCAAUGCAAAGGAUUGAACAACGAUGCAGGCAGCGAUGACGUAGAAAAAGAAAUCCAAUCAAAAGAUUUACUGCAGGGUGGAUUUUUUAAGAAAGAGCGUGACAAGGAUGAAGCGCAGACAGGAUCAAAUUACGAAACAGAGGAGGAAAAGGAGGGAAAAACUGCCAAUGGUUUUCAAGAAUGCAUGAGUGAUAAUCAUUGCAAUGAUUUCCUGGACAGCAGCAAGUUUUCUUUUGAACGUCACUGGAGUAGAAAGAAUUCAAUUUCCCAAGAGAGAACACUUAACGUGUUUAUGAACGAAGUUGAAAACAAAACUACCGACAAAGGCAAUUGUAGUAACCGCUUACUUGACAACUUACCUGAAAAUUUUCAUAGCUUUGCGAAAGCAGAUAUCCAAAAUAGUUUUAAAAACUCGAUAAGUGUUGCGCCCAUGAAAACCCACAUGUCACUCAAAGAAACCAACGUGAUGUCAGAGGAAGUCCAUGUGACAACACAAGAAACCCUGUUGACCCCUCAGGAAAGCUCAGUGACACCACAGGAAACCCUAGUGACACCACAGGAAACCCUAUUGACACCACAGGAUACCCAGGUGACGAAUGAGGAAAUCCAAGUUACACCACAGGAGACUCAGGUGACAUCGGAGGAAAUCCAAGUCACACCACAGGAGACCUUAGUGACACCACAGGAGACCCAAGUGACAACAGAGAAAAUCCAAGUUACACCACAGGAGACCCAGGUGACGACAGAGAAAAUCCUAGUGACACCACAGGAGACUCAGGUGACAUCAGAAGAAAUCCAAGUCACACCACAGGAGACCUUAGUGACACCACUGGAGACCCAGUUGACGACAGAGGAAAUCCAAGUUAUACCACUGGAGACCGAAGUGACAACAGAGAAAAUCCAAGUGACACCACAGGAGACUCUGGUGACAUCAGAGGAAAUCCAAGUCACAUCACAGGAGACCUUAGUGACACCACUGGAGACCCAGUUGACGACAGAGGAAAUCCAAGUUAUACCACUGGAGACCGAAGUGACAACAGAGAAAAUCCAAGUGACACCACAGGUGACGUCAGAGGUAAUCCAAGUGACCCCAAAGGAAACCCACGUGACAACAAAUGAAACCCGGGUGACACCACACGAAGCACAAAUUUCUCCACAGGAAGUCCAGGUGACACAAAACAAAACCCAGAUGACGAAAGUAAAAAUGAUCAUUGAUACUGACAAAAGUAGUACGGAUGAUUCUGCAGCUGUCGGCACCAUGGUUAAAGACGCCGAAUCAAUAACUUGUGACAAUGAAGAUAAAUACGACGGAUUUAAACAUGUUACGGAAGACGCUCUUGAGGUUUUAUCAACCAGUGAUGAGGAUACUGGACCUUGCGAUGUUUUGAUGGAGAAUCUGCCGCUGACAUUCACUGAAGAGGAACUUCGUGAAAUGGUUGAACCGUAUGGCAAGAUGGUUUCUUUUCAUUUCACGGAAACGGAUAACUCCCUAUCGUGUACAAUCAGAAUUUCAAACUCAUCGAGCGGUGAAUUGUUGGCCGUUUCCUUGGACGGUUUAGAGAUUAAUGGUCAACGCGCGAAAGUGACAGUCGACGAGAACGAUAUUUAACAUGAAAAAUAUUUCAAGAUUUUUCAUAUCAAGUGUUGCAAGUUCAAAGACAACUUGAAAUUCAAUGUGGAGAUCAAGACAAUUUUUAGUUAGAUCUAUUCUAAUUGUUAUUAAUGGACUUCUUUGCUCAAGUUCAGUUGGUAUUUCUGAAGUUUUUUGAAGUAUAGUUUUGUUUUCGAAGCACGUUUGCCGUAUUCCACUAUGAAAAUCCGAAAUCGGUUCGUCAAACGGCCGGAAAACUCCGUUAGUUAAUUUCCGUAAAACGAAUCUCACACGGUAACUUCAAUCAUGAAUGCACGAGGUUCUAGUAGUUGAUAAGGUACAUUAUACAUAUAGCACGGCAUUUUUCGUUCAAUUUGCUAUUUAUUAAUGAGAACGUUUUUAAUGCUUGAAGAGAGUCACUUGUGAUUCUGACACUGCUUGUAAGUCAAAUAUUGACUCGAUCAUAUCAAUAGAUACCGAAGUGAAACAUUUCAUUAAAAUACUAAUUUGACAAAA